CGAUCUAUUGUCAUUUCCACAUCAGGGUUCAGAUUGCGAAAAAAAGUGAAACGAGUCUAUUAUCGUUCGAGCAAGCAUAAGAAAUUUGACCUCAGCUGGAACUUUUGUUUGUCAGUCAUAGACUCCCAACCAUGUAUAUUAUAUAUAUAAAAGAACAAGAGGGCCCACCAGAUGUUUAGGUUAAAACACUUUGUGGAAUUGCAACAUCUUUCGUUAAAUGCGUUUCUUUUGGUUGUCGUUGGCAUCAUUCACUUGUAUUGCUGCGGUGGUUAUCCCUUCCCCAUUGGCGGUGGUGGGAAGAAGAGACCUUGGUGAAUAUUCCACCAGUAUUCAGGCUAUUGCAACUGAAAGCCCUCAAUAUGAUCCGUCCGAUCUUGCAAAAGAGAUGAGCACCAAUUUGGUCAAUCUCUUUUAUGCAAAUGAAUCGAACAACUGGUCAGACUAUUGCCACUCAACUUCCAUGCCGGUGGUGUGGCAAGUAGCAGUUGCUGGAAAAGUCAUGACAAACACAAAGAAACCCGAGUAUUUGGAUAAGGCAAUAUCAGCGUUGAACAAUUACCGCAAUGCUUCUGGUGGGUAUUCAGCCAGCAUGUCAAGGAAUGGUGAAAUAUAUACUGAUGACAAUGCCCAAAUAGCGUGGAUCUAUGCCCAAGCAUAUGAAAAUACCAAAUAUUCCAAAUACCAAAAUGAGAAUCAAAAUAUCACCGACUUCAUUGAUGGUUAUACAACACGAGGUGGAGGAAUUUUAUGGCUGAUAUCUGGUACAUACAUUGCCCUGAUUUCUACUUUGGAAGAAGCAGUGGCAGCAUUGAAAUUGUAUUCUUCCAAAAAGGACUCAAAAUAUUUAGACAUUGCCAAAGCUAAUGUGAAUUGGGUAAUAGAUAAUCUACUUGAGAAUAGCACCGAUUUUAUUUGGGAUGGUAUGAAUCAAGAUGGUAGUAUCAAUGAAGGGAAACUCACGUACACAAUUGGAACCAUGAUAUCUUCUUGUGCUUAUUUGGCCUAUUAUGGUGAUUCUGAUAGAGACUGGAAGGCCAUUGGGGUUCAGUUUGGAGUUCAGUUCAUUGCGGGUGGUGCUUUAAAUAACCAGUUCUUCACCAAUGGUCAUAUAAAUGACAUUAUUGAAAGAUCCCAUUUGUUGUUUGUUGGGAUUGCUGAUUUAGUUGCCAUGACUGUCCCAACUUCAAGUUAUGAAUAUGAUGCCUACCAAGCUUUUAAGCGAUUAGUCACUCGUGAGUCAAGAAACCUUUACGAUGAAUACACCAGUGUGGUGAGAAACUCUUCCUGCCCCACUAAUGAGUAUCAAAGUCUUUUGAAAUACUCCUCAUUAGCACAGGUGUUUUAUGAGGUAUCAAGGGUGGUUGAUAAGAUUUAAUAGGUCUCUUGACUGUCAAAAAACAGACUUAAAAAUGAAAAUUUGCCAACCGGACGAUAUCAAGACAAAGGGAUUGAUUUCCCAGGAAUGAAAUGAAUAAAUCUUGGUCAAUAUUUGGGAUAUUUACAUGGAGCUUUUGACCAUGCACCUCGAUGAGGUGUCCUGAGGAAUUUAGUUUAAUGCCAAAUUGGCUUUCAGAUGCCUUUACUUUUUUUAGACCUUCAAGUACACGUUUCUCUAGAAUUUUUUUGUAAGCAUUAGGAAAUUCAGGCAUAGGGCGAACUUUUCGUGCAACGUGAGUGGGUGUCUUGUUUCUGAACUUUGUUGACAAAUAUCUCAUCCAGGAUUGUUUUUGAUCCACGAUCUGAA
This is a messenger RNA of Yamadazyma tenuis ATCC 10573, 1744 nucleotides long. It is a transcript of the gene FAV3, whose product is annotated as Fav3p. NCBI's taxonomy places the organism in Eukaryota, Fungi, Ascomycota, Pichiomycetes, Serinales, Debaryomycetaceae. Gene Ontology annotation, biological process: carbohydrate metabolic process. The record is from RefSeq and is a predicted model, not a curated record.